GUGAGGUAAGACCAGGCAACAGGAGCAGCUCUGUAGACAUGAAUUGCAGAGAAAAAUUACUCAUCAUCUAUGAGACAGAGGCAAAGCAGUGGGCCACCUUCCUUCAGUCGGUCUUUACUGGGCAAAUCCCAGCGGAUGAGAUCUGCUGCUAUGAUAUUGCAAUGGCAUCGAGCAGAAAGGAUGACUUUUCCAGGCUUUCCCGUUAUGCCUGCAAAUUGCUGAUCCUCUCUAAGGGAAUGCUGGAGGGUCUUCACCAGAUGAGACGCUUCUUCCUGUCUAGGGUGCUGAGUCCUGCCGCCUGUGUUGUGGUGCUGCUUUGUGGGGUGGACAGUCUGACCCCACUGCUGGACAGGGUGCCCAUCAACAGUGACGAAUGCCUGCAAAUCUCCUCUGAGCAAGACCCUCCUGAGUAUGUGGGCAGUGUGAUAAAGAUCAUAAAAAAAGGUGCAUCAGCCAAGGCCAAUAUGAACCCCUUGGCGAAUAGGCCACCUGAAUCCGAGCCAAGCGGUGAGGUGAUGCAGUCAUCUGCAGCUGACAGGGUCAACUCAAACAUUGUUAUCACUCCCUCGAGGGUUCCCUGUGGGAGCUCCUCUGAGGUGUUCAUACUCCUGAAAAACAAUUCAGCUGGCAGCGAGUGUGAGGUUGAGUUCAAGGCAGAGAGGCAGAUAGUGAGAGUGAAGCCUGCUCGCUGGAGUGACCAGAUCCUGUGUGUCAGGACACCAGCUGACUUCGCUGCAGGAGAUGUUAGGGUGACUCUGUACAGUUGUGGAAAAUUCCUAGCCAGCUCUAAAUUGCAGUACUACACAAGAAUUGAAGAACUCAACAGUCUUCUCUCGAGUGUUGCAGACCCUGUAGAGUUCAUGUUUCAGGCUCUUCAGGUUUGUUCUGUGGAUAAGCUGGAUCAGAAGUUGUCCUCCAUUCUACUGGAGCUGAUGCCCACAGGAGGUUUUCAGGGACUGCAAAUUGAAAACACACAUGGAAGAGAGGUCCACCAUGGGGACGUGCCCUCACUCCUCCACUUUGCAGCUCGCUAUGGAUUCAGGAGCGUCUCAGGCCUGCUUCUGCAGUGUCCGGGUGCUGAACGAGCUCUGCGCAUGACCAAUCGACAUGGACAGACCCCAGCAGAGAUUGCUAAAAGUCACGGCCAUACAGAGCUUCACACCAUGCUAAAGGAGACGCUGAAAAUGCUUGGCUCAGGGGAGGACAACGACGUGUAUGAAAUGAUGUAUAAUGCAGGAAAACAAGGACAACCUGAUGGGGAGGAUGAGGAUCUUUAUGCACCACUCGGGGUGAAUGAGGACUCGAACUCCAACCUAAACUCUGAGAAGGCUGUAAUCCUUGCCAACCGACCUCCAGCGCCUACGCCCAGGCCUGAAUGCAUGCAGUUGAAAGAGAGCAGAACCUCAUACAUCGCUCAAGUUUUUAAAAAGAAGAAAAUACCCAAAGGGGAUACUGAUGUGUAUUCACUUACGUCUAAACAAGCACAAAGGCAAGAGGACAGCGUCUCUGGCACCUACGAUACCUUCAUACCAAAUCAGAAGCAACUUGAGCAGCUGAUGGAGCUUCAGCAGAGGAUCAAGAGCAGCUCGCUUUCUGUGGCCAAGGCUCUUAAUCACUUGAGUGACCAGCAGCAACAGGUUAAAAAGGGCCCAGCUAACAAUCAGGAGGAGAGGCCGAGCCACCUGAGAGCCGGCGGCAUUAACAGCAGAGACGGUUGUGUGUACGAUAAAAUCAACAGUGUUCAUCCCACACCAAGCUUUUUUGUGAACGAGAGUCGCAAAGGAAACCAACCAUCUCAAUCUGAGUUUUACACUAAGCCACUAAAAAAGCAGCAGAACUUCCGUAAAGCUGAUAAACGGUGAACAUACGUAUGAAGAUUAUUACUCUAACGUACAUUCCAGCUACCUGUCAAUUCCUUUUUUUUCCUUUUCAUUAGGUAAUUAUGUUAUGGACAUGACCUGAUUUCUAAAGCUUAUGGUGCAGUCGCAGCAUAAAGAAAGCUCACCCCAUUAAAUUUAAGCAUUGGAUUGAUUGAAUUAGCAUCUAAGGUUUUUGGGGUUUCCAUAAACAUUCUCAUUUUGGCUUUAAUGGAGAUUUAUUUAAAAACCUUGGUUAAAUUUAAAUGAUUUUUUGAACUGAUGGAACAUU
Messenger RNA from Cyprinodon tularosa, 2148 nucleotides. Its product is annotated as B-cell scaffold protein with ankyrin repeats-like. The transcript has 15 exons. Gene Ontology annotation, molecular function: signaling receptor binding; protein tyrosine kinase binding. The record is from RefSeq and is a predicted model, not a curated record. Bases 39 to 1862 code for a protein of 607 amino acids. Lineage: Eukaryota; Metazoa; Chordata; Actinopteri; Cyprinodontiformes; Cyprinodontidae. Gene Ontology annotation, biological process: negative regulation of phosphatidylinositol 3-kinase/protein kinase B signal transduction; negative regulation of B cell activation; B cell activation.